AUGCCAGCCGCAGAUGAAGUGCCUUCUGAGCGAAAGCACACCAGCAGUUCCUAUCGAGAUGAGCUUGCACACUACAAGGCUCAGUACGAGCAACUAGAAUCCGAACUCUCGGACUUUCAAACAUCCAGUCGAGAGCUGGAGGCGGAGCUGGAGAAGGAUAUUGAAGCCUCAGAGAAACGGGAGCGUAAGUUGAAAGAAAAGGUCGAUUCUCUGCGUUAUGAAGCAGAGGAAUGGAAGACGAAAUACAAGCAAUCUAAAGCCGAAGCCAACUCUGCGCAAACCACUCUACAAAAGGAGAUCACCUCUCUACGUGACACAAACCGCACUUUACAGUUGAAAUUGCGUGAUAUUGAGGUUGCCAACGAUGACUAUGAACGACAAGCCCGGAACACUACCUCGUCCUUGGAAGACAUGGAAUCCAAGUUCAACAUGGCUAUUGAACGAGAAGUGCUGCUGGAGGAUGAGAUGAGGAGUGGAGAACAGGAGCGUGAAGGGCUACGGAUUGAGAAUCAGCGUCUUCGCGAUGAGCUGUCUGAUCUCAAGGUUGAAGCCGACAUCGUUCAAGACAAGUUGCGGCAAGCCGAGGGUGGCCACGGGUUCCGUCGCCGGAAGCCAGUCCCCCUAUAUGGCAGCCCAUCGACCCCUCAUACGAUAGAAAUCUUUGACCGGUCCCCUAGCACUGUUACCUCUUCGCCAGUCUUCUCAACUCCUCCUCCCAAGCCAUCACUGUCUUCUUCUACUGCCACUCCUCCUUCGCCGCCCAUCUCGGAGGCUUCCUCCAACUUGCGUAGGUCGAUCAAUGCUACUCCGAGUUUCCCUCGCUCGAGAGCAGGAGGUUCCGAGGUGCCUUCCAGGACCCUUCGCGAUGCCAGACUUCCACAUCGCCCCUCACAAGCUUCUCACCCCCAUCCCCAUCCCAUCCACUCACGAGCCUCAUCGCUCGCCCACCCUAACAGUCGGUCACCCUCCAUUUCGUCUCGCACUAGCGUUACGAGGGCGGCUACCACAAAUGCCCCACCACGCAUGUCAGGACUUGGACUCGGGCUACCCAAAUCUGGGUCCUUGUAUCAGAUCCGCGGUUUAAUUGGAAAGAUGCAGAGGCUUGAAGAACGAGUGCAAUCUGCAAAGUCUCGCCUUCCAGCACCUUCAGAUACUUCCUCUCGUGGAUCACGUAGUGGAUCCAUCGCCGGAGACAGCCCCGCUGCGGCCACCAUCACGGCCCGGACACACUCACGGAAGCGUCUGAGUGGCAGCAGCUUUGGGUCUUCAGUGCAAAACAGCGAAGGUGGUACUCCGUCAUACCUCGCGCAGAGUCGCACAACAUAUGGGGCUCGUGAUAGUCGCCCAAGUAGCCGAACGAGCUACUCUAGUCGCAGUUCGUUCAGCCAGAGUGUACACUCCGGAGUGCCUGUACGACCGGAGAGUCGCUCGAGUCGCCCCGGGGCGAAGACUCCCCUGGGUCACUACUCCAUUAAUCCCGUCACUGAGAGUCGACGACCUCGGUCUUCUCUCAGUAACAAUGCUGGACAAGCCUCUUCAAAUGGAAGCAUGCCGCACAUUGAAGAAGAUCACGACCAAUCUCCUCCACCUACAUCUCGCAUUCCUUUGGACUUCCGGCGGCCAUCUAUUUCGACGACGCCGGGGCUGAAGAAGCGUACACCUAGCGGGUUCUCCGCCAUUCCCACACCCCGGAGCUUCAAGACAAGUAUCGGCCCGGGGCACAUACCACCACCCGAACGAAACACGCAGACCGACCUAGGAGAGACCUUCUAG
Molecule: messenger RNA, 1773 nt
Organism: Penicillium taxi
Lineage: Eukaryota; Fungi; Ascomycota; Eurotiomycetes; Eurotiales; Aspergillaceae
Gene: nde1
Product: nuclear distribution protein NudE
Exons: 2
Coding region: 1-1773 (590 amino acids)
Biological process (GO): centrosome localization; mitotic centrosome separation; cell migration
Cellular component (GO): kinetochore; kinesin complex; centrosome
Molecular function (GO): microtubule binding
Source: RefSeq, a predicted model, not a curated record